AUCAGUAUAACAGCAGCUAUAGUGCAAGUAGGACGUUGUCUGUGCUGUAUUGAAUGUUGUGCUUUUCAUUCAGUUUGAUUACAGACUGUGACGUUAUUGUUCAGUGAUGGCAUUGAAAUGUAUAGUGGCUUUAGGCUUGUUGGCGCUGUUUUUAGAAGUAGCAACAGAAGGAAUUCAUUUGAAUAUAACUAGCGCUUGGAAGCCAGACUUCGGUUGGGAAGUGACUUGUAUGUGGGAGACACCGCCCAAUGAUACACUACAGUCGGUGCGAUUGCAGAAUAAUGGACAGCAGUUCAUGAUCUACAGACCUGAGAUACACGGUGCAUCUAGAGUGGAAGCAUUUAGAACACCAGAGAACGUGAUGAGCGUCGAUUGUACGUUAACCGCGACAAAGGGACGCAAAGGACGAUGUGUUCUCACUAUCGAGCCUUACCAGCCGCCCACGAACGAUUUCACGUACACGUGUGAAGUAUCCGGAGAGCGGCCUACAUUCAUGAUUGAGAGAAUGGACUAUGUAGUUAAAACCAUAGUGCCUCCGAGCAAUGCUAAAUUGGAAUAUAAGAAGUACGAUGAAGUUUCUCCUGGACGUGUUAUGAUGAACUGCACAUCUACUGGGCUUCCAGCGCCGACCUUGCAGUGGACAGUCGGUAAUGACAAGGUCCAAGCUGACUUUACUGGAAGGUUCUGGAAUAGGACAACGAAGUUAUGGCAUGUGUGGUCGUUCUUCGCGUAUACUCGGGUGGAUCCAUCGACGACCAUUACAUGUAGUCCUGAAGUAGUGACACAAGAAGAGCUGCUCAAAGGAUCGCCGGCUGCAUUUAGUUCUGCUAAUCUAUUAGAUCCAGCCAAAACAAUGAUAUUGCUGUUUACAAUUAUUGCUCUUCUUCGGUGACGUUUGAAGAUUGAAUAUAGGAAAAGAUACUUAAAUGAAACAAGACAUUUGAUGUAUAUGUAUUAUAAUUUCAGAGUUAUACAUAAUGCUGCGGUUACACAUUAUAUACCCGUAAACAGUAAGCGACGAAGAAAGUUACAUGUGUCUCGUAAGAGAUGUAACUUUAUUCGUCAAAUUGGGCUUGUUCCGUUUACUUAACUAAAUUUACCUAACCAGGUAGGUAACAAGAAUAUUUUUCCGUUUUCGUAACCAGUCAAGUUUUUGCUAGGGUGGGUAAACUUUACUAGUUUCAUGCCUUCAAUCCCAUGUAAAAACAAUCAUCUAUCGAUUUCAAGAGCAAAUAUAUCUAUUCAAUAUCGACCUAGAUAUUUUACGUUUGUUCUCGAUUUUUAUGUUUUAAGUCCCGGAAUUCAUCUUGCCAAUUCCAAAAUUUCUAAUUUUUUAUUUUUUUAUACCAUAAGGCGACAAACGAUCAAAGUUGGGCCUUCGGCACGCAAAAAUGCAAGUGUGCGGAUACCAAACCGCUGAUACUACUGUGAAACCACAGGGCCGAUUUCACUCUAGCGGAAACCACACAGCUAAUAUUUGGAAUUUUGGAAAAGUAAUACUUUACUUAGUAAUAAUAAUAGUAAUAGAUGUCCCGGAAAAUAGAAAAGUAUACGCAUCCGGUUACGAAAACGGAAAAAUAUUUCUUGUUACCUAACUGGUUAGGUAAACAGAACAAGACUCAAAUAGUAUAAUACAAUUUAAAUGUAGAACUAGAUCGUAAAAGCUUUUAAUGACACUAGCAGACUAUAAAUAUGUAUGGAAGUAUAAGAAAUGGAUGGCCAAAUUCGUUUAGCGAUUGAUAAACUAUUUUAGAAUAUUAAUUAGCUAUUUCUUAUAUAAAUAACUUAUGUUACACAUUACAGUUUUAUUGGAAUUUGCGAUACACAAGGUCCAGUGUAACCGCAGCUUAAGAGUUAUUCCCUUGAAUGUUGGCAACACUGCAUUUUCCUAAUUUCGUUAGGAAUCAAAUUAUGUUAUAUUUACUCUUUAGUGAUUAUGAAUAUUAACUAUUGCAGUAUUGAAUAUUGCUUUAUGUAGUUUUGAUAUUAUAAAUGUACUUUUCAAUGGCAACUCAGCCUUUGUAAACGCUUUUUAAUGUUCGGAAAUGACAUUUUGCUGCCAAAAGAAAUGCUGUGUUGCCAACAUAUUUAGAAAAUCUUUUAAAUUGCAGAUUAUUAAAGAAAUUCUUAUCGCAGCAAUGUAAAUUUUGAUAUUUUAAA
Papilio polytes (common Mormon) is the source of this 2160-nucleotide messenger RNA. RefSeq lists its product as uncharacterized. Lineage: Eukaryota; Metazoa; Arthropoda; Insecta; Lepidoptera; Papilionidae. The record is from RefSeq and is a predicted model, not a curated record. The transcript is spliced from 6 exons. The coding region runs from base 107 to 892 and encodes 261 amino acids.